CUCGUUUGGGGAUAUUUCUGCAUAUUAGUGCAUCCUUCCUAUGUGAAGACACCUCUGGACCUAUUUGAUUCUGGACCCAAAUAUAUUAGACAUCAAGGCAGUUCAGCACAGGAACAAAAUCGUUCGUGAUUUCAAAAUUUCCCAUCUCUUCCCUGGCACGUAGUUCAUCAUGACAGUGGAGGGCAGCCCAGACAGGUUAAUUGAGCCCAGACCAAUGGAGUAUUCAGGCCGGAAUCAGACAACACCACAAGCCAAAUGCUGUUCACCAACUCUGAAGAUCUUUAUUGGUUUACUUGCCGUCUGUUAUUUUACAAAAUCCCUGAUGGGGGCUUACACCAAAAGCACCAUCACUCAGAUUGAGAGGCGGUUUGAGAUCCCAAGCUCCACAGUUGGUAUCAUCGAUGGCAGCUUUGAAAUGGGUAAUCUGUUGGUCAUUACUGUUGUUAGCUACUUUGUCGCUAAGUUUAACAGGCCCAAGAUCAUUGGAUCAGGGGUCCUGUUGAUGGGGAUAGGGACUCUAUUAAUGGCUUUACCUCACUUCAUCAUGGGCCGGGGACCACACUGUUUUGUGCCGGUGGAGCAGGAAACCAGCAUGGCAGAGCUGAUGGAGCAGGGGACCAUCACAGUGGAACAGGAGACCACCAUGGUGGAACAGAAGGCCAUGGGGAAGAGUGUGACCAUCACCCCUCAGGACUCUCGCUGGGUUGGGGCCUGGUGGCUGGUUUAUGUGGUGGCUGGGCUGUUGACUCUUCUUGCUGCUUUGCCUCUCUGGUUCCUACCAAGAGCUUUACCUGAAAACCCCCAAACCUCUAAAGCAUAUCACCCCUCAAACCAACACAAACACACACUCAGCAUUACAGAGAUUGCCAAAGAUUUUGGGCCAUCUCUAAAGCGUCUGCUCACCAAUGGGAUCUAUCUCUUGUACCUGGUUUACAGUGUAUUGGCAUUCAAUGCCUUUGCCAUUGUCAUAACAUACACGCCAAAGUAUUUGGAGCAGCAGUUUGGACAAAGCACAUCCAAGACCAAUUUUCUCAUAGGAGUGACGUCUAUUCCACCAGUGGCUCUGGGUAUGUUCCUGAGUGGUUGGAUAAUGAAGAGAUUUAAACUAGGUCUGCUGGGAUCUGCAAGACUGAUGUUCUUCACCUCUGUAACCUCGUUGAUUUGCAUAAUACCUUACUUUGCUCUCAGCUGUGAAAACAUAGAUGUCGCUGGGGUCACAGUGCCCUAUCAAGGAUCUAUUGAAGUUCAAGAUAUAAGCCGUGAUUUACUCACUUCUUGCAAUGCUGACUGUGGGUGUCCUGACUUCCUAUGGGAUCCAGUGUGUGGACAGAAUGGAGUGACCUACAUCUCUCCUUGUCACGCUGACUGCUAUUCCACUCGGGGCACAAGACAGAAUAUGACAUUCCAUGGCUGUACAUGUAUCCAGAGCUGGGGACUGACUUCUGGGAAUUCCUCUGCAGUGCUUGGACAGUGUUCGCGAGAGAGUAGCUGCACUAAAAUGUUCUACAUCUAUCUGGCACUGCAGUCUCUCGCCUUCUUUGUGUACUGUCUGGGCACUGUUCCUUUCUUCCUCAUCUCAUUGAGGAUUGUGGAUCCUGUGCUGAAGUCUCUCUCAGUGGGAAUACUUCUGUUAGUUUUAAGAGUUUUUGGUGGUAUUCCUGCUCCCAUUUGCUUUGGAGCUCUUAUUGACUCGACUUGUCUGAAAUGGGGCCAAAAUAAAUGCGGUGGAAGAGGUGCAUGGAGUAUGUAUGACAUUGAAACUUUCAGGUACCUAUUUCUGGGACUGGUCAGCUCUCUUCGGGCAUUUAGCUAUACCCUAUUAUGGAUUUUCACCACACAGAUUAAGAGGAAAGUACAAAACGAUAAGCAAAUGUCCAAGAACAUAGAACUCCAAUACCCUGUGCUAUGUUAUCCAGAACAGUAA
Messenger RNA from Sinocyclocheilus anshuiensis, 1924 nucleotides. RefSeq names its product solute carrier organic anion transporter family member 1C1-like. Lineage: Eukaryota; Metazoa; Chordata; Actinopteri; Cypriniformes; Cyprinidae. The coding region runs from base 170 to 1924 and encodes 584 amino acids. Gene Ontology annotation, cellular component: basolateral plasma membrane. The record is from RefSeq and is a predicted model, not a curated record. Gene Ontology annotation, biological process: transmembrane transport; sodium-independent organic anion transport. The transcript has 13 exons. Gene Ontology annotation, molecular function: protein binding.